Messenger RNA from Dermatophagoides farinae (American house dust mite), 556 nucleotides. NCBI's taxonomy places the organism in Eukaryota, Metazoa, Arthropoda, Arachnida, Sarcoptiformes, Pyroglyphidae. The record is from RefSeq and is a predicted model, not a curated record.
UUGUAAUUUUUAAAGCAAUAUAAACAAGUUGAUUGAUGAUAGAUGAUAGAAUUGUGCAUUUUAAAGUUAUAACAAAUCAACACAUUGACAAAAACAAAGUGGACAUCAAGAAUAAUGGCUGAACAACGAACACAACAAGAAGAAAUUGAUCGUCAAGUAGCUGCCGCUUUAGCCCAUGAAGAACAAAUGGGCCGCCAUGGGUAUGAUGGUCAUCAACAUCAUCAUCAUCAUCAUGGACAUCAUUGGCGUCAUCUAGAUCAUUUGUAUCAUGGACAACAAGGUCAUCACCAUGGUCAUCACCAUUUAGGUCACUUUGGCCAUCAUCAUGGCCAUCAUGGACAUCACCAUGGUCAUCACCAUGGUCAUCACCAUGGCCAUCACCAUUUUGGUCACUUUGGCCAUCAUCAUGGCCACCAUGGACAUCGUCGUCAUCAUGGCUGUCAUCGUGAUAAUAAUUUGCAUCAUCAAUUCGAUUUGUUUUCCCCAUUUAAUUAGUAAAAUUAACUGGCAAUUUUAAUGAUGAGUUUUUAAUAAAGGUGUAAUAAUUUUUUGUUAA